AUGGCUGUUAAAGCGACAGCCAUGAAGGUGUAUCUGCCGGGACUUCUUAACUUGACGAUGGCGAAGCUUCCAAACAGCUCCACGAUGUGUGAAAUCAAAGGAUGUAUCAGAGAAGUGGAUGUGGUUUUAAGAAUGCAAAAUAUUGUAACCAUACCAAGCUUCAUCAACCUGAUUGACAAGAAGGUGAAUCAGUUUAUCCCAUAUUAUUCUACAAAUAGGAUAAGCGGAAUGCUUCAUUUCUGA
Messenger RNA from Echinococcus granulosus, 243 nucleotides. RefSeq lists its product as hypothetical. The record is from RefSeq and is a predicted model, not a curated record. Bases 1 to 243 code for a protein of 80 amino acids. The transcript has 2 exons. NCBI's taxonomy places the organism in Eukaryota, Metazoa, Platyhelminthes, Cestoda, Cyclophyllidea, Taeniidae.